Heterocephalus glaber (naked mole-rat) is the source of this 4864-nucleotide messenger RNA. It is a transcript of the gene Gnat1, whose product is annotated as G protein subunit alpha transducin 1. NCBI's taxonomy places the organism in Eukaryota, Metazoa, Chordata, Mammalia, Rodentia, Bathyergidae. Gene Ontology annotation, molecular function: G-protein beta/gamma-subunit complex binding; GTP binding; G protein-coupled receptor binding. Gene Ontology annotation, biological process: detection of light stimulus involved in visual perception; adenylate cyclase-modulating G protein-coupled receptor signaling pathway; phototransduction, visible light. The record is from RefSeq and is a predicted model, not a curated record. Gene Ontology annotation, cellular component: heterotrimeric G-protein complex; cytoplasm.
GAAGAGCUACAGAGACCCCCGGGGCCCACUAACCAUGUAGGGGUGAGGGAUGUGGGAGCCUAAAGACUGAAAGUGGCAUAAGUGAAACAGUCUGGCUCCUGGACAGAUCCCCUCUCACCCAAAAGGGUGGAUGUCAAAGCUGCUAUCGUGGGCGCCACUACACUUCCCAUGUCAUGCUUGAGGACAGCCUCAGUGCUGUGUCUGGGGCCUUGGCACCCCCUUGUGGUCUAAGUCUGUGGCAGAGUUAAGUACUCAAAGGCAGCCAGGUUCAGGCAAGGAGGCUCCAGGCCCCUGGAGAGACCCAUUGGAUUUCUUUUUUUUUUUCCGCCCCCAUUGGAUUUUUUUUUUUUUGGUACCGGAGAUCCAAUUCGGGUCCUUGCGCUUGCAAGGCAGGCGGUGGAACCACUGAGUUAAAUCCCCGGUGCCCUCAUUGGAUUUUUGAUGGGGUUGGGGUGCAGAAUCCCUGGAGUCUUGAGAGCUUGGCCCUGCAGGCCCUGCCUGAACCCCUUCAACAACAGCCUAUACCUCAAUAGGGCUCCAAAUCCUAAGUUGAGGCAGACAGGUUCUGAGGAACCCCUAGGUAGGUCCCAGAGCACCAAUGGGAUUUCUCCAGGAUUGGGGGCCACCAACCUGCCCUGGGACACAUUCCUCGGCUGAAAACAGACCUGCAAAAGAUUGACUGAAAGGUAGCCACCUCUGCAGAUAAAUGACUUUGUUGCACCCAAAUGUAUCUGUACAGACAAGUUCAGGGAAGUAUGUAUACUGGCAUAUGCUUGGGUACACAGGUAUGCUCAGACAUGCAGCUGGGCAAGUGUACCCUAACAUGCAAUGCACAUAUAUGUGCAUUUGCACACUCAAACACACAUGAGCCCACAUAGACGUAAAAUAUACACACACGUGCACAUGAAAAGAAAUGCAUAGGAGGGCCGGGGAUUUAGCUCAGUGGUUCCACCGCCUGCCUCACAAGCGCAAGGUCCCGUGUUCGAUCCCCAGUACCAAAAAAAAAAAAAUAAUAAUGCAUAGAAGGCCAGGGAUUUAGCUCAGCAGUCCCGCUUCCUGCCUUUGCAAGCACAAGGUCCUGAGUUCGAUCCUUGCUACCAGAAAAAAGAGAAAUGUAUAGGAAGCUGGAGGAGGUAGCUCAGUAGUAGAGAAUAUGCCUAGAAUGUGUGAACCCCUGGGUUCUAUCCCCAGUGCCACACAAAAAAACCCAUAAAAGGGCCCAGGAUUUACCUCAGUGGCACAGUGCCUGCCUUGCAAGUACAAGGUCUUGAGUUUGAUCCCCGGUACCACACACACCAAAAAAAGCCCAUAAAAGCAGAUCUACACAGGCAUACACAUGUAUACAUGUGCACACCCAAACAUCCAUACAAGGUACAUGGAUGCUCACAUGUAACAGCACACACACUCAAAAUGGAACAAACAAGGACCCAUACACACAGGUAUAAGGGCACAAAUGUGUCAAAACAUUACCUUGCUCAAUGCCAGUAAGGGACAGAAACAUACACUCAGGCACAUAUAGCAGAUGUACAUGGUCACCAACGCCAUUGGAAGCAUGUGAAGGCUCUGCUGGUAUCAGAUCCAGCCCUCAAUAUGGGGCAAGUGUAAUCAGCUACUUUUUCCCUUGUGAUUCCCAGCAGGGCAUAAAACCCUGGUCCAGAGCCAGCCAGGCCUUCUCAACCACUGCCUGCUGUGUGACCCUGUGAGCCUCCACUUCCUCAUCAGUAAACAGGGUGGAAGAUACGGGCACCCAUCCCCCUGGGUUGAUGUGAGCUUCCAGCAGGACAAAGAGUGGUACUGAGCAGUGCUGGGCAGGCUCAGGUGCUCCAUACCUGCUUCUCCCUCCAUACCCUGGAGUGGCAGCCCUGCCCCCAAGAUCCCCACUGAGUUGAGGGACUCUCCACUUCUUUCUCAAUCCAAACCCUACCAAACAUGUUUCCUUGCUGUGGGGCAGGGGAAGGACUACCCACUGCUUUUCCUGGGGUGGCACUGGGGAGAAUGCAUAGUCAGCACUUGAGGGAUUGGGGCCAUGCUAGCCGGCUUAGAAGGGUUGGGGGGCUGAGCUGGCUUCACUUGUCCUUGUCUCUGAUUGGCCCUUGGGCACCCCUAGCUCCCAAAUCCCAAUAAGCAGCCCCACCAGGGCCUGUGCAGGUCCUUGGAGAGCCAGUUGAUUACCAGAAGGGCAUCUGGGGAGCCCAGAGACUGGCCUGAGCCAGGCUCUCGGGAUCCCCUUCCAUCUAGAAGAGCCACCUGCUCACCCUGCCCUUUCACCUGCUGCUGGGACCAUGGGGGCUGGGGCUAGUGCUGAGGAGAAGCACUCCAGGGAGCUGGAAAAGAAGCUGAAAGAAGAUGCUGAGAAGGAUGCUCGAACAGUCAAACUGCUGCUUCUGGGUGCCGGUGAGUCUGGAAAGAGCACCAUUGUCAAGCAGAUGAAGAUUAUCCACCAGGACGGGUACUCGCUGGAGGAGUGCCUCGAGUUCAUUGCCAUCAUCUAUGGCAACACGCUGCAGUCCAUCCUGGCCAUCGUGCGGGCCAUGACCACUCUCAACAUCCAGUAUGGAGACUCAGCGCACCAGGAUGAUGCCCGGAAGCUGAUGCAUAUGGCAGACACCAUUGAGGAGGGCACAAUGCCCAAGGAGAUGUCAGAUAUCAUUCAGUGGCUGUGGAAGGACUCAGGCAUCCAGGCCUGCUUUGAGCGUUCCUCUGAGUACCAGCUCAACGACUCUGCGGGCUACUACCUCUCAGACCUGGAGCGUCUGGUGACCCCAGGUUAUGUGCCCACUGAGCAAGAUGUACUGCGCUCGCGUGUUAAGACCACUGGCAUCAUUGAGACGCAGUUCUCCUUCAAGGACCUCAACUUCCGGAUGUUCGACGUGGGAGGGCAGCGCUCGGAGCGCAAGAAGUGGAUCCACUGUUUCGAGGGGGUGACCUGCAUCAUUUUCAUCGCAGCGCUGAGCGCCUACGACAUGGUGCUGGUGGAGGACGACGAAGUGAACCGCAUGCACGAGAGCCUGCACCUGUUCAACAGCAUCUGCAACCACCGGUACUUCGCCACCACGUCCAUCGUGCUCUUCCUCAACAAGAAGGACGUCUUUUCCGAGAAGAUCAAGAAAGCGCACCUCAGCAUCUGCUUCCCAGACUACGACGGGCCUAACACGUAUGAGGACGCAGGCAACUACAUCAAGGUGCAGUUCCUCGAGCUCAACAUGCGGCGAGACGUGAAGGAGAUCUACUCCCACAUGACGUGCGCCACUGACACACAGAACGUCAAGUUUGUUUUCGAUGCUGUCACGGACAUCAUCAUCAAAGAGAACCUCAAAGACUGUGGCCUCUUCUGAGGUGGGGUCCUCACAGGCAAGACGCUUCCAUCGCCUCCCCUUAGUCUCAAACCCCAGCCCUGCCCCCAGCGCCUCUCUACUACAGACUCUGCCGCUCUCCCUGACACUCCGUCAAGUCCCCACAGAAUGGCUUCCAGGCUCCACCCCAGCUCCUCAGGCUCCACUCACUUCCACAAGAGGCAGGCCCCUCCCCCGGCUCCUAAGGCCUGCCCAUUUAAUCUCCUUUGACCCCAACCCCUAAGUGUCCCAUCGUCCAGGGCGCCCCCCCCCCCCCACACGCACAAUGCCCGAACCUACUUACACUGAGUCUCAGGGAUGCUGACUUGGUUCCCUUUCCUCCUCCUAGGUGCCUGAACUCCUGUGUGUCCCUUGCUCUGAGACCCUGUAGCCCUAGCUGCCUCAUAGCCCCAAAACACAGCCUUCCAUGAUUCCUGGGCCCACACCUGCUGGCCCUCUAAAUACAGUCCCAAAGCCCUGAGCCCUGAAACUUGCAGCACAGAUUCUCCCCUGUGUCCCCUGACCCAGCCCUACACUUCACUGCCUGGCCACUUUGGCCUCUUGGUCCCACAGCAGUCAGACUCAGGGCCACUGGAGCUCACAGUGACUCAGCAGUGGCCAUCUGAUCAAUCUCCUGCAGGUCUCUUGCCCCCUGGAGCCCACAACUCACCUGGUAGGUCUGGGUUCACCAAAUGGCCCUCCCACAGUUUUGUGAAGGCUUUGCAGUGUCCCUCCCCCUAGGCAGCUGAGUCCAGCCCUGCCACUUCCAUAUGACAAGUCUGACAUUUCCCUACCUGACAGUGGCCAGCGACUGUUUCUCCCCAUAGCUUUGAGGGUCAAAAGUCCAAGCUAGCUCUGGUUUGUGCAGCCCCUGAACAGAUAAAUUAGUGACUAGGGAGGUGGAUCUGAGAGCCCCUGGAUAUUAGAGGAGACACAAGCUGGACCCUCCCUCCCUCCAAAUACCAGUCUCAGAAUGCUCCCCUUCCCCCUCCAGAUCUGCCCCUCUGUCCUUGGACCCCAGAUCUGUGCUCCACCUCAUCCACCUGAACACAGUACUCUGGCAUGACUGGCCAAGAGAAUGGUGUGUUGAGGGAGGGUACUGUUGACACCAACUGUGCCCAAUAGUCAAGCAGUCCUGAGGGGUGGCUAGGGCAGAGUCCAGCUCCUACUGAUCAGCCCCAGGCAGAAGAUUCAGGAUAGGAUGGAGCCCAGGCUGUGCCCAAUGGAAUCUACCUCCUAUGGGUUACAGGCAAACCCAAGUGACUCUUGUCCCUGCCAGGAGUUCUUCUCACCCUCUCCAUUCAUGACCCAUUCUUCAGUAGGGAGCACUGAGGGCCAUGCCUGAACUAUCAGGGACAAGGGCUUAUGUCCCUCACCUUCCUGCUCCUUCCUCAUCAAGGAUCAAGUCUUUGCUUAUCCCCAUGGGCCAGGGCUGUGCUGCAGCUGGGGAAAAGGAACUUUCAUCUGGCAAAGCCAGAGCACAAUCCACACUCCCCAUAGGUGCACAGACAGCAAUAAACCUUUGCACCGGA